AAUGGGCCGGGGCGGCUGAGUUGGAGCAAAUUCCGCGUCGGAGGCGGCUUCCCAGCCCCAGCAGCUCCGAGGCGAGCCGCUUGGCCCCUCCGCUGGAGCGUCGGAGAUGAAGGCGCGCUGGCGCUGAGUUGAGCGAGCGCGGCUCCGGGAAGCUUGGCUCUCCUCCCUGCUGGAAGCCGAGCGAGCCCCGCCGCCCUCUGGCUCCCGUGGCCGCCCCUGGGCUCUGGGAGGCCGGACCCCGAGGCAGCCCAGCCCAGCCGCCGCCCCGCUGCGCGAGAGGGGAGCCCGCUUUCCCUCUGCCGGAUGCGUCCCUGGCGGAGCUGAGCCAUGCGGCGGAGGCUCCCGCUCUGGGUUCGGAGCUUGCUGUGCCUCUGGCCGGUCCUGGUGGCACCCGCGGCAGCUUCUCGUCCUCGCCUUGAAGAUUCAUCUCCACGGAUAAUAGAGCAUCCGUCUGACCUCAUUGUAUCUAAGGGGGAACCAGCAACACUCAACUGCAAAGCCGAAGGACGGCCCACACCCAUCAUUGAGUGGUACAAAGAUGGUGAGCGAGUGGAAACAGACAAGGAAGAUCCCCGGUCUCAUCGCAUGCUGCUGCCCAGUGGCUCCCUCUUCUUCCUGCGCAUCGUGCAUGGACGGAGGAGUAAACCGGAUGAAGGCGUUUAUGUUUGUGUCGCUAGAAACUAUCUGGGUGAGGCUGUCAGCAGGAAUGCCUCCCUGGAGGUAGCCAUCUUAAGAGAUGACUUCCGGCAGGCUCCCAGUGAUGUGGUAGUAGCAGCUGGUGAGCCAGCAGUGAUGGAGUGCAUCCCACCAAGAGGCCAUCCAGAGCCCACUAUAUCCUGGAAGAAGAACAGCAUCCGCAUCAGUGAUAAGGAGGAGCGCAUCACGAUCCGAGGUGGGAAGCUGAUGAUGUCCAACACAAGAAAGAGUGAUGCUGGAAUGUACAUCUGUGUGGCCACCAAUAUGGUAGGCGAACGGGAUAGCGAACCUGCAGAACUGGUGGUGUUUGAACGGCCCACUUUCAUCAAGAGGCCCAUCAACCAGGUGGUCCUGGCAGAAGACACUGUGAAUUUUCACUGUGAGGUGCAAGGGGAUCCAGUGCCAACAUCCCGGUGGCGAAAAGAGGAAGGGGAACUUCCUCGAGGGAGAUCGGAGAUCCAGAAUGACAAUAGCUUGCGUAUCAGCCGAGUGAAUGCAGAGGAUGAGGGGACCUAUACUUGUGUGGCAGAGAACAGCGUGGGCAAAUCUGAGGCUUCGGGAUCCCUCAGUGUACAUGUUGGCCCAUUCUUCCCACCUCAGUUAGUGACCCGUCCACGGGACCAGAUUGUGACCCAAGGCCGCACUGUGACCUUCCAGUGUGAGACCAAAGGAAACCCACCACCAGCUGUGUUCUGGCAGAAGGAAGGGAGUCAGGUUCUUCUUUUUCCUAGCCAGCCCCCUCAAGCUACUGGCCGCUUUUCUGUAGCUCCAAGUGGCGAGAUGACAAUUAUGGAUGUGCAGACCUCAGAUUCAGGCUACUACAUGUGCCAGGCCAUUAGCGUUGCAGGAAGCAUCCUUGCCAAAGCUCUCCUGGAAGUGGAAGAUGUAACAACUGAUCGCAUUCCACCAAUUAUUCGCCGGGGUCCCGUGAAUCAAACCCUUGCCAUAGACUCUACAGCACUGCUCCAGUGUCACGUAACUGGGAACCCCCUCCCCAGCAUCCAGUGGCUGAAAGAUGGACAGCGGAUUGUGGGCAGUGAUCCAAGAAUGAGCCUGUUGGACAAUGGAACGCUACAGAUUACAAAUCUGCAGACCUCCGACUCUGGGCUGUAUGUUUGCAUUGCUACAAGCUCAACCGGUGAAACCAGGUGGAGUGGCUUUCUGGCAGUGCAAGAGAAUGGAGUAGAUCUCCAGAUGCAGCUCCCAGAGCCAAACCUGCUUCCAGGUCCACCUUCAGCUCCCCUGGUCACUGAUGUCACCAAGAACAGUGUUGCUUUGAUCUGGAAGCCAAACCCUGGGAAUGGAGGUGCUCCUAUCAGCUCAUACAUUAUUGAAGCAUUCAGUCAGUCUUCAGGCAGCACUUGGCAAACCGUGGCAGAUGAUGUCAAGCUUGAAAAGCACACUGUCAGUGGCUUGAAUCCAAACACCAUUUACCUCUUCCUUGUGCGAGCUGUCAACUCCUAUGGCCUCAGUGAUCCUAGCCCGGUCUCAGAGCCAGUUCGUACACAAGAUGUGAGUCCCACCAGACAAGGAGUCGACCACCGGCAGGUGCAACGGGAACUUGGGGAUGUGGUAGUUCAGCUCCAGGAACCCGUUGUCCUCACUUCCACCACCAUACAAGUGACCUGGACUGUGGAUCGCCAGGCUCAGUUCAUCCAAGGUUAUCGGAUAAUGUACCGGCCCAAGAACAGUGCUUGGCUGGUGCAGGAUGUGAAGUCACCUGCUGAACGGAACACUGUCUUAGUAGACCUACGCAAAGGCCAAGAAUAUGAGGUCAAGAUCCGGCCAUAUUUUGAUGAGUUCCAGGGCAUGGAUAGUGAGGUGCUCCUGGUGCGCACCCCAGAAGAAGCUCCUAGUGCUCCUCCACAAGGAAUUUCUGUAGUGACCGUGGGAACCAGCAACAGUACUAGUAUAAGCAUAUCCUGGGAGCCACCUCCACCUGGAGAACAAAAUGGGAUCAUCCAAGAUUAUCGGGUUUGGUGUCUGGGAAAUGAGUCUCGCUAUCACAUUAAUAAGACAGUGGAUGGCACAAUGCAUUCCACAGUUUUGAUGGGGCUAAUCCCUGGCAUGAUCUACCGCACAGAGGUUGCUGCUGCCACUAGUGCUGGCAUCGGAGUAAGGAGCGCCCCGGUCACCAUACAGAUCAAACCCCUACCAGAUCAGGAUACUGUCCCUGUGGACAAUGGGGAUAGUGUAAGCCUUGCUGAGCAGAUCACAGGUGUAGUGAAGCAACCAGCUUUCAUUGCUGGCAUCGGAGGAGCCUGCUGGGUCAUUCUCAUGUGCUUCAGUGUGUGGAUCUAUUGUCGCCGAAAGAAGAGAAAGGAGCUGAGCCACUAUACAGCUUCCUUUGCAUACACGCCAGCAGUUUCUUUCCCCCAUACGGAUGGUCCAGCACGUGUCGGCAGCAGCAGCCGCCCUGGCAUGCUGGCCAUGGCUACCAGUGCUUCCAGCUACCCAUGGCUGGCAGACUCCUGGCCAGCCCCAAAUCUGUUGCGGAAUGGGAAGACAAAAGAUCCAGGAAUGGCCUGUUGUACAGGAAACCAUAACGUCACUGAAAGAUACUACAAUGAUGCUGGGAUUUCUAAUUACAUUGCUCAGACAGAGAAGUUUGGGACGGGGGUGUCCGAUGGCCCCAUAUACAGCACCAUUGACCCAGCCAGUGAUGACAUGAGGACCUUCAAUGGGGCAUUUUCCCAGCACACCACCCCAUAUGCCACAACUCCUGUGGUACCAUAUGGUGCAACCCAUCUACACUCACCUGAUGAAGAGGAAGGCCAAUGGAACAACGAGCCUGGCAUCUCUACCAUCCAGUAUGCCCAGCCCGACCGGGGCAGGGUGGAGAGUGUUGCUAAACCUGGGAAACAGAAAUCGAUGGGGAAGCCAGUAAAAACACCAUCCCUCAACUGGACAGAAGUGCUGCCCCCACCACCAUCUGCCAAUGAGCUGAGCCAAUAUGUGGAGGAGGAAGAAGAAGGAGAAGAAGAAGAGGAAGAAGAACUAGAACUCACGUCAGAGGUGGAGGAAUGGUGUCCACCUCUGCCAGAGAGGACCUACUUAAUGGAGAACAUCCAGGAAGAAGAAUGUCCUCCUCCCCCACCUCGCAACGAUGCCUCUUCUCCUGCAAAUUCCUAUGGACAGCAGUCCACGGCCACCCUGACUCCCUCGCCACGGGAAGAGAUGCGAGUUUCAGAGGAUAUUCCCAGACUGCACCAGUUUGAGAUUCCACAUCUGCCCAGGCGGUUACCCAAUGGGUCAGGUCCCUUGACAAGACCCUCAAGUCCUCCCUUGACUCAGUCUAAUCCCAAUCUAAACCUGCCUGAAGAGAGGUUAGAAGCCGCGUUUCCCAGGCAAAGUCACCGACGUAACCUGAGCCAAACGCCAGCGCAUAGUGCAGAGAAUGUGGACUCCCCAGGUCAAGGCAAGACCCAUUCCAGCCUUGGUGAUGUUUUGCUUCCUCUGGGUCAGAAAGGAAAAGGCAAAAAGAAAUCCAAGUCCAGCCACUAUCGUCGAGAGAAGAAACAAGGAGAUCUGCCACCACCACCUUUGCCACCACCUGCAGAAGAUCUCAGCAGCUCUGCUCCAGACAGCACCCCAUGCCUAGACUGUGACCCUUCUUUAGAGAAAGACUUCAACAGUUCCUCAGCUAUGGAGAGGAAAGUUGCCCAUCGCACAGUGGCUGGCCAGCUCUACCAACAGCACCGAGAUGAAGAAGAAAUUGUUCCCUACAACAAGCCCACCUUUCUCUCCCGGAGUCAGAUGUCAAGCAAUUGCUCUACAACAGGAAGCUCUUCCUCCAGGGGUUCCACGGUAUCCAGAGGCCACGGAUCAGGACGCAGCCGGACAACAGGGGAUCGCAACGAGGAGAAAAGAUGAAACCAAAUGCCAUUGGCAUGAGCAAAGCAAGGUUAUGAAUUUGACAUCUGUAGACUUGGGGCCUGGUGGUUUUCUGUGCAUCUAAUUUAUGAUCCUUCCAAAGGAGCAGUCGGCCUGGCUCCAUGUAAAUAGGUUUGUUUUCCUGGAGGUUGACAGUCCCUGAGAGGCAAGGAAACUGUAUUUAUAAAUGGAGACAAAGAGACAUUCAAGCCUUGAGCCUCAGUGGGUCUGUUUGGGAAGAGGCUGGGCAUUUUUCGAGAUGGGGAGAUUGGUACCACUAGCAGUGGUGGGUAAGAAGUGGGAGAUGAGGCAGAAAAUGAGGUGGAUCUGCAGACAUUCAGCUCACAUUGGGCCCUGAAAGAGCCCAUCACAUCAAGCACAUAAUCAGAUGCUGCCCAGGUGCUUCGCCCUGCCUGCCAUAUAGCAGGGCUCAGUGGGGAUUUCUUUGGUAGCUAAUGAAUCCUUUUGUAAAAUGGCCAAUAAAGCUAUUUGUUAACCUGA
Pantherophis guttatus is the source of this 5070-nucleotide messenger RNA. It is a transcript of the gene ROBO3, whose product is annotated as roundabout guidance receptor 3. Gene Ontology annotation, cellular component: neuron projection. The record is from RefSeq and is a predicted model, not a curated record. NCBI's taxonomy places the organism in Eukaryota, Metazoa, Chordata, Lepidosauria, Squamata, Colubridae. Gene Ontology annotation, molecular function: protein binding.